Molecule: messenger RNA, 1915 nt
Organism: Cavia porcellus (domestic guinea pig)
Lineage: Eukaryota; Metazoa; Chordata; Mammalia; Rodentia; Caviidae
Gene: Mrm3
Product: mitochondrial rRNA methyltransferase 3
Exons: 4
Coding region: 27-1304 (425 amino acids)
Biological process (GO): RNA processing
Molecular function (GO): RNA binding; RNA methyltransferase activity
Source: RefSeq, a predicted model, not a curated record
GUGACGUAUCAUUCCGCGCCAGGAAGAUGGCUGCAUUGGCUCUGUACAUGAGGUGUGCUGCGAAGCCAUUGCUGCCGGUCGUCCAGACUUGGGACCUCGAAGCAAGGCGCUGGGUGCGGGCUCUGCGGAGGAGCCCCGUGAAAGUAGUAUUUCCAUCUGGAGAAGUGUUGGAACAGAGGCGUGCUCCCGGGAAACAGCCCCGAAAGACAGUCCCUGAAGCGAGUCCCCAGGAGCAGCGACAUAAACAGCCGCUUCACAUAUCCCCAUCCCAGACGCCUAGCACCUGGGAAGAAGCAGGGCUGCACUACGAUAAAGCUUUUCCUGGAGACAGAAGGCUGAGAAGUGUAAUGACAAUCGUUAAGUCCCGGUCAUUUCGAGAAAAGCAAGGGAAGAUUCUUUUGGAAGGUCGCAGGCUGAUUGCAGAUGCUCUCCAGGCAGGAGCUGUACCGAAAGUUUUUUUCUUUAGCCGUCUGGAAUACAUUAAGGAGUUGCCAACAGAUAAAUUAAAAGGAGUCAGCCUUAUAAAGGUGAAAUUUGAAGAUAUCAAGGAUUGGUCCGAUCUAGUAGCGCCACAAGGAAUAAUGGGGAUUUUUGCCAAACCUGACUGUGUGAAGAUGACGUAUCCAAAGAAUCAGCUCCACCAUUCACUGCCUUUAUUGUUGAUUUGUGACAAUCUCCGUGACCCUGGGAACCUAGGGACGAUUCUGAGAUCUGCAGCUGGGGCAGGCUGCAGCAAAGUGUUACUCACUAAAGGCUGCGUGGAUGCCUGGGAGCCCAAAGUCCUACGGGCAGGCAUGGGGGCGCAUUUCCAGGUGCCCAUUAUCAGCAAUCUGGAAUGGGAAUCAGUGCCCAACUAUCUGCCCCCCGACACGCGGGUCUAUGUGGCAGACAACUGUGGUCUCUAUGCCCAGGCCCAGAUGUCUAACAAAGCCAGUGACCAUGGCUGGGUGUGUGAUCGACGAUACCUGAAGUUUCACAAGUAUGAGGAGGAGGCGGAGGAGGAAGGCAAAGACCUGGAGAUCAGAGCCAGGAAGGGCUGGCUCCCUGAGCUUGAGGUUCAGAGUUACGACUUGGACUGGACACAGGCCCCCGCGGCCGUGGUGGUAGGUGGGGAGACACACGGCUUGAGCCUGGAGUCCCUGCAGUUGGCUGAGAGCACCGGGGGCAAGAGGCUGCUGAUUCCCGUUGUGCCUGGAGUGGACAGCCUGAACUCGGCCAUGGCGGCAAGCAUCCUGCUUUUUGAAGGAAAAAGACAGUUGCGGGUCAGGGUGGAACACCUGAGCAGGGACAGGAGCUAUCCCUGAGGGGACGCCUCUAGCUUCCACUCUGGGGCGGUGUCAGGAGACUGACCCAGUGGGCAGCUGUGGCCUCCCAGCCUGUGUGCAGGAGGAGAAAGUAGCGAUUACUGCCAUCACGUGGUUAUUGGAGCAGUAACAAUUUCCAUAGAAGUUUCUGCUCUCAUAAAUUACAAAGGUCAGAAUUCUUAGAUCUCCCAUCGCCACCAGGUUUGAGGUUAUAUAUGAUCCAUGUGGCUGUGUAUAUCUGUUUUAAAAAUUGUCCAUUAGGGCUGGGAUGUUGCUUAGUGGUAGAGUGCUAGCAUGCACAGGUUCUGGGUUCUAUCUCCAGCACCUCAAAAAAAAAAAAAGAAAAAGCCAGAGAUAAUAGUUCAGUGGCACAAGUGCCUGGCAAGCGUGAGGUUGUGAUUUCAUUCUCCAGUACCAAAAAAAAAAAAAGUUACUAAGGAGCAUCUUUUUGUCCAGAAAGUUUCCCAACACAUCAUGUUUGUCCGCAGCAUUCCCUCCAUCGCUGGGGUGUUUCAUAGCCAUGAAGCGCUGGUUAUAAGCCAUGGCUGAGUCACUUGCAUCUGAUCAUUGGUCACUGGAAAAUAAACUUUAAAAGUUUCCUUUGCACACGA